GAAUAUUCCAUACGAACCAGAUACACAUAGGGACAUUUUCCUUCCGCUUUCCUGUCUUUCGUUUUUCUUCCUUCACCAUUACAAAUGAAAAUCAUUCCCAUCCAGGUGUUGGAAGACAAUUAUUCCUACAUUUGCAUUGACGACAAGACGAAAGAGGCUGCUGUCAUUGACCCUGUGGAACCAAUCAAGAUUUUGAAUGUGCUGAGCCAGACUGGUGCAAAGCUUUCCAGUGUUUUCAUCACACAUCACCACUAUGACCACUCUGGAGGAAACAUAGAACUAGUUGCCAAAAAGCCAGGCUUAGCAGUAUAUGGCGCAGACGCUAGAAUUCCGGAAAUCAAUUAUGUCUGCAAAGACCAAGAAGAGUUCAAGCUUGGCAAUCUUCAAGUUACCCCGCUUCACACGCCUUGCCACACUAAAGGGCACGUUUGCUAUAGUGUCGUCGAUCCUACUACGGGAGAAAAGGCUGUUUUUACUGGAGACACCCUAUUCAUCGGUGGAGUUGGGCGCUUCCUAGAAGGAGAUGCCCGUGACAUGUAUCGAAUUCUCUUUCACGUUAUUUCGAAACUGCCUGAUGAUACUUGGAUCUACUGUGGACAUGAAUAUACGAAGACAAACCUUAAAUUUGCCCUCACAGUGGAUCCCAACAAUGAGGCGCUACUUUCAAAAUGGGCCUGGUGCCAAGAUAAAGCAGUGACAGUGCCAUCGACUCUUGGGCAAGAAAAAAUGUACAAUCCAUUCUUGCGGGUCAAUGAGAAUAGCUUGAAGAUGGCGAUUGGAAAAUCAGACCCAGUUGAAGUUUUACAUUCACUCAGGGAAAUGCGAAAUUCUUUUCGAUAAGUGAAUUCCAGCAUACCGUGUCGAGCACUUCAUUUUCCAUUACACACACUUAACAUCCUCAACCGCAACACCUCAUUUUCAAAGCUAUUAAUAAAUAAUGUACCCAGUGCACUCAGUGUUAGAUAGCAAUGGUAUUCUGUCGUAAACAUCCUUCAAUCGAAU
Molecule: messenger RNA, 1002 nt
Organism: Umbelopsis ramanniana AG
Lineage: Eukaryota; Fungi; Mucoromycota; Umbelopsidomycetes; Umbelopsidales; Umbelopsidaceae
Exons: 4
Coding region: 85-840 (251 amino acids)
Molecular function (GO): hydroxyacylglutathione hydrolase activity
Source: RefSeq, a predicted model, not a curated record